Molecule: messenger RNA, 855 nt
Organism: Babesia microti strain RI
Lineage: Eukaryota; Apicomplexa; Aconoidasida; Piroplasmida; Babesiidae
Exons: 2
Coding region: 1-855 (284 amino acids)
Source: RefSeq, a predicted model, not a curated record
AUGAUUGAUGUACGUAUAAGCCCACCUCGAGAUGGAACUCGUGGAGGCCAGGAGCAAUUUAGUUGGGAUGAUGUAAAAGGACAACAGUCUCACAAUCGUGAAUGUUAUUUGGGUCAAACAAUCAAGCUUGGAGUGGUUGGAAGGAGAGGCCAAUUUAUUAAACACGAUUGGUACUUGAAUGAAAAAGAUGAUAAGGAUAUUAUGAAGGAUGAGAGACAGGAAGAAAUUGAAUUGGUUCAGCGAUACGAGGAUGAGGUUAUGCAGGAGAUGCUGGGCAAUAAACCACAUAAAUUUUUGUUACUUAAAAAUAGACCAAAAACGGAAGAUUUAAGGAAAAUGUUUAAAGAAAGCGAACAAUCAGACACUUUAGACAAUGCUGAUACGUCACAAAAUGCAGAAAAUAUAGCUCCAGAUACAAGUAGAAAUGAUAUGACUAGUAGAAAUUAUAAAAGUAGAUAUCAUAGUAGUUAUAAAAAUAGAGAAUAUAAAUGGCCAAAUAUAGAGGAAUCUCACCAUGAAAGAUCUAGAAGUUACAAAGACACUAGAGAUUCAUAUAGAGAUAUGAAGGGAUAUAAAAAAUCAGAUCUCCACCUAGGCUAUAAGGGCAGAGAUAACCACGAUUCAAAUAGAGAAGCGAGAGAAUAUAGGAAACCAAAAAGCGAACAUAGGAAAAUAGCUAGGAAUUCAAGGGAUAGAAGUCCAAGGAUGAGAUAUAGUAGACAUGAUAAGAGUAAGUAUGAUAGACACAAUCCCCAUGAAAAUCGUACUUAUGGCAGCCUUUCAGAAAGGGUUGAUGGAAAAAUAUCACCCAGAAGGAAGUUUUCACAGUCGCCAAUCAUGAAGUCUCGUGAUUGA